Molecule: messenger RNA, 1080 nt
Organism: Ogataea philodendri
Lineage: Eukaryota; Fungi; Ascomycota; Pichiomycetes; Pichiales; Pichiaceae
Exons: 1
Coding region: 1-1080 (359 amino acids)
Biological process (GO): glycolytic process; gluconeogenesis
Cellular component (GO): cytosol
Molecular function (GO): fructose-bisphosphate aldolase activity; zinc ion binding
Source: RefSeq, a predicted model, not a curated record
AUGGGAUUGGAUUUUUUGAAAAGAAAGACAGGUGUUAUCGUCGGUGACGAUGUCAGAAACUUGUUUCUGUACGCCCAGGAGAAAGGCUUUGCCAUUCCUGCCAUCAACGUGACCUCUUCGUCUACCGUGGUUGCUGCUUUGGAGGCGGCCAGAGACGCAAACUCCCCAAUCAUCUUGCAAACUUCUAACGGUGGUGCCGCUUACUUCGCCGGUAAGGGUGUGAAGAACGACGGACAGAAGGCUUCCAUUGCCGGUGCCAUUGCUGCCGCUCACUACAUCAGAUCGGUUGCUCCUGUUUACGGCAUCCCAGUCAUCUUGCACACAGACCACUGUGCUAAGAAGCUGUUGCCAUGGUUCGACGGCAUGUUAGAGGCCGACGAGGCCUACUACAAGAUCCACGGUGAGCCAUUGUUCUCGUCUCACAUGCUCGAUUUAUCUGAGGAGAACGAUGACGAAAACAUCUCCACGUGUGUGAAAUACUUCACCAGAAUGGCCAAGCUGGACCAAUGGCUCGAGAUGGAGAUCGGUAUCACCGGUGGUGAGGAGGACGGUGUCAACAACGAGAGCGCAGACAAGGACUUGCUGUACACCCAGCCAGAGACUGUGUUUGCCGUGUACAAAGCCCUUGCUCCAAUUUCUCCAAACUUCUCCAUUGCUGCCGCUUUCGGUAACGUGCACGGUGUCUACAAGCCAGGUAACGUUGUCUUGAGACCAGAAAUCUUGGGAGAGCACCAAGAGUAUGCCGUCAAGCAAAUCGGUGCAAAGACCAAGCACCCAUUGUUCUUGGUCUUCCACGGUGGUUCUGGAUCUUCUCACCACGAGUUCGACACUGCCAUCAAGAAUGGUGUGGUGAAGGUCAACCUCGACACCGACUGUCAAUAUGCUUACUUGACUGGUAUUAGAGACUACGUGUUGAACAAGAAGGACUACUUGAUGUCGAUGGUUGGAAACCCAGACGGUGCCGACAAGCCAAACAAGAAGUACUUCGACCCAAGAGUGUGGGUCAGAGAGGGAGAGAAGACCAUGACCAAGCGUGUUACCGAGGCAUUGGAGUUCUUCCACACCGAAAACCAACUAUAG